AUAGAAAACAUUUUCACUUUAAAUCGGUUUGUUAAUAAACACUGCAAUAUUCUUGAACGAGCUAGCAAGUAGAUCGGAAAUGAACAUAAAGUUUGUUUGUAAUUAGUGCAGUGUAGCUUAUUCCCAGUUAUCAUCCCAGUAAACUUCCAGAGGGAUUUCUAUAGUCUAUAAAGCCUAUACACUGCUAGGAGAAUUUAUGAGGAGAAGUUGAGCUGAAACAGAGCAUACUACUUAUAAGCUGCAAUCUUGUGUAGCAUUAGCUGGAUAGCUUCUCAUACACUCUGUGUUUCUUCAUUUGUUGCUUGUUGGUGUGUUAGUAGAAAGCCACUGAUACUGAAACUGGAUAUAUAUAUAUAUGAUUAUACACAGCACUUUUGUAGCAUCUUGUGGAUUAUCAGGAAGACAGUUCAAGGCUGUAAGAGCAUUAUUUUGUAAUAUUGGAACAUUAAAAAGCUCGGAUCUGCUAGCCAUACAACUGAGCUAUUAGUAGUAUUGCUAAAUAUUGGAUUAAAAUAGUCAAGGAUACACGGAAACAGUAAACGAGAUGCCUGUUGUAAGUAGCCGCACAACGACCGUGACGUCCCAUAGCACAGGGACUGCUGUCCAUGCCAUUAGCUUCCGUGGCUUGGCCGGGGGUAUCUUUUUCUGCAUUGCCAUCGCCCUUGUAUUAUAUGUGGUCGGAUUUUCGACCACAGCUUGGAUUGUUACGCGUUAUGACGAUGAGGGACUUUGGGAGAGGUGUAGAUGUGAUUUGAACGGACGUGAUGACGGAUGGUUUCGUGCUACACAGGCAAUGAUCUGCAUUGGUCUCCUAGGUCUUAUCAUUAGUCUCAUCUGUAUCUUCAUCUACAUGUGUGUCCAUUCUGUUAGCAAGAACCAAACACUACUGGCUCUGACCAUAGUCUGUUUCAUCACAGUGGCAUUUAUGGCUAUAGGCUUUGUGGUGUUUGGAGCAAAUGUGAAAUCAAACGUCUCCUGGUCGUUUGUUUUGUGCGUCGUAGGUGGGAUCUUCACCCUCAUUGCAGGGAUCCUUUCUGCUGUCCAGAUGAGACAAUCUGGCGUCAGUGUCUAAAUAGAACAUUUGCUAGAUGACAUCAAACAAUACUAGAGACAGCUGGUGGAAAAUGUGUGAUAUCAAAGAUAGUGCUGACUUAGCAGGGAUGAUUAAAAAAUACACAUACACACAAAAUGUCUGACAUCAUAAAAGGAAUGCAACUUAUACAUAGCACAUAAAAAAUUGAAUUUUUGAACUUAACAUAGCUAUUGAAGUCUCUAAUAUGUAUGAUUCAGUCGAAAAACUUCACCAAUCCAUUGGUCAUCUGAAUUGCAUGAGAACUUGGGUAAAUUGGAGUACUUCGAUGUUGUAGAUGCAAUUAUUUUAGUAAACCACUAUUUGCUAAAUUGAACACUCAGAAAAUUCAAAAAGUAAAUUAAUUAAAAAAUUUAUUUUAGGUCACAUUGUACAAUUAACAAUGCAGUUAAUGUUGGACAUUACAAACAUAUGUUACAUAUUGACUUGCAUAGGUGCAUGUCGUAACAUACUGCAGGCUGAGUCUACAUGUAUUAAACAAAAUUAAAAGUGAUAUUAAGGCCAGUCAAUUUUUAGUUUU
Molecule: messenger RNA, 1610 nt
Organism: Owenia fusiformis
Lineage: Eukaryota; Metazoa; Annelida; Polychaeta; Sabellida; Oweniidae
Source: the annotation of a GenBank genome assembly